AAUAAGAAAUACAGCAACAAAUAUUCAGGGCACCCCAGCAAAUUGAGUUCGCUUAGUUUGUUCCUGCGGACAAUUUGGCGUUUUUUGAUAAAAAGUAGUUGAGGGUGCAAUUGUAAACCAUUCUUAAGUUAAGAAAGUUUGACAGCACGUCCAGGCCGGUGAAUUUUGAGUGAAGCAAGCUCUUGUUAUUGACCUUUAUUUGACAUUUAUAAAUAAGAGCGGUAGCAGAAAAUUUUGCAGAAAAGCUAGUUUGUCAGCCGUUUUCGACCGACCAUAAAUUCAUAGAGGUGCAUACGGAAAGUUGGACGCAGUCGACUUCCAACUAUCUGCAAGAAACUGCUUCUAACAUACUACAAUUGGACUAACAACAUUAAGAAGCACACUGCGAAUUACUUGGUAAAGUAUGCACAAAGUCUUUUGGUACAAAUCAAGAAACAAUAACUAACAAAAGGAUAUUUAAUAUGAUAAAUUUGGAAGAAAUAAUCUAAAUAUUGAAUGCUAAAUUUUCACAAAGAAAUGAAGAAAUUCCGCAACAUUUAUUAGGGGUUUAGACGUUUUCGUCAGCGCAAUUGUAUUUAAUAUCUGUAUACAUGUACAUUUGUAUAUAGGAAAAGGUAUUACAUAAUUUAUGUUGAUUACAAUUCAUUAUUUAAAACAAACACAUCUUAUUGGGAGAUAAGAAACUCGUAUACGUCGAUUGGCAUUAUAAUAGUUCGCGACGAUUUUCAAUUUAAAGCCCAAUACAUUCUGUAGCCAGUAGUAUUGUAGAUCGGAGCAAAAUGUUGCGAAGACAACUUUCCUUUCGAAUGGAAGACCAGAUGAAUCGGCGAUUUUCUCGAGUAGAGUCCGGUGGUGACUUAAAAGAUUUCUUUGAUCGCGGUGACAUUGCUUCUCGAGAAAAUCGAUGGAAUUUUGAAAUAGCAUGGGAGGUGGCUAACAAGGUUGGAGGCAUCUACACAGUCAUUCGUUCUAAAGCAUAUGUUUCAACAGAAGAGAUGGGUGAGCAGCUGUGUCUCAUGGGCCCUUAUAAAGAGCAUUGUGCACGCACAGAAAUGGAGGAGAUAGAAUUUCCACGGGGUAAUCCACUUCUAGAUGCGGUGAAUACAAUGAGAACGCGCGGUUAUAAAAUACAUACAGGACGUUGGUUAGUCGAUGGUAACCCUCAACUCAUACUGUUUGAUAUCGGCUCAGGUGCAUGGAAAUUGGAUCAAUUCAAAUCAGAGUUAUGGGAAAAAUGCCAUGUUGGAGUACCACAUUUAGAUGUUGAAACCAACGAUGCCAUUAUAUUAGGCUUUAUGAUUGCUGAAUUUCUUGAGGAGUUUCGAAAUCGUGCUUUAGAUUAUUCUAGUAACCAUGAACUGCAAACCCCUAGAAUAGUCGCUCAUUUUCACGAAUGGCAAGCAGGGGUAGGCUUGAUUGCGCUACGGACACGACAUGUAGAAAUUGCUACAGUUUUCACAACGCAUGCUACACUCUUGGGCCGUUAUCUGUGUGCUGGUAAUACAGAUUUCUAUAAUAAUUUAGACAAGUUUGCUGUAGAUGAAGAAGCGGGAAAACGACAAAUUUACCACCGAUAUUGUAUUGAAAGAGCUGCCACUCAUUUAUCUCAUGUGUUCACAACAGUAUCUGAAAUAACCGGAUAUGAAGCAGAACAUUUACUCAAGCGAAAACCUGAUAUCAUAACGCCAAAUGGUCUCAAUGUUAAAAAAUUUUCCGCCAUACACGAAUUCCAAAACUUGCAUGCAGUUGCUAAAGAAAAAAUCAAUGAAUUCGUUCGAGGACAUUUUUAUGGACAUAUGGAUUUCGAUUUAGAUAAGACGCUUUAUUUUUUUAUUGCCGGACGAUAUGAAUUUGGAAAUAAAGGUGCUGAUAUAUUUAUAGAAUCGUUGGCUCGACUCAAUGCAAUGUUAAAACAUGAAAAGCCUGAUACAACAGUUGUCGCGUUCCUUAUAUUUCCCACCAAAGUAAAUAAUUUUAAUGUAGACUCCCUACGGGGACACGCUGUUAUUAAACAAUUGCGCGACACAAUUAACAACGUACAAAAUUCUAUUGGGAAACGUAUGUUUGAUUCUUGCGUAAAAGGACAUAUACCAAGCUCAGAUGAACUUCUUACAAAAGAUGAUUUGGUUAAAAUUAAGCGCUGCAUGUUUGCUAUGCAGAGAGAUUCAAUGCCUCCAGUUACUACACACAAUAUAAUUGAUGACUGGAAUGACCCUGUUUUGGGUUCUAUUCGUCGCUGCAAUUUAUUCAACUCGGUGCAUGAUAGAGUGAAAAUGGUGUUCCAUCCAGAGUUUUUAACGUCUACAAAUCCGCUUUUUGGUAUUGAUUAUGAAGAAUUUGUACGUGGCUGCCAUUUAGGAGUAUUUCCAUCGUACUAUGAACCUUGGGGAUACACUCCAGCGGAGUGCACAGUUAUGGGGAUACCAAGCAUAACUACAAAUUUGUCUGGUUUUGGUUGUUUUAUGAAUGAGCAUAUUUGCGACCCAAAGUCUUAUGGUAUAUAUAUUGUUGACCGYCGAUACAUUGGUUUAGAAAACAGUGUUCAACAACUUUCCGGAUUUAUGAUGGAGUUUGCAAGAUUAAAUAGACGACAACGUAUAAUUCAAAGAAAUCGUACAGAACGUCUCAGCGAUCUUUUAGAUUGGAGAACCUUAGGAAUUUAUUACCGCCAAGCUAGAGUUAAGGCACUACAAGCAGUUUACCCUGAUUAUGUUGAUGAUGGAUCUCUCUACAGUUCACGGAGUACAUUGAACUUUUCUAGGCCCUUCAGUGAACCACCAAGCCCUACAUCCUCCAGACACACAACCCCUGCUCCAUCAGUGCAUGGCUCAGACGAUGAAGAUUCCGUAGAUGAUGAAAAAGAAUUAAAGGAAUUGGGAAUUAAGUAAAAACAUUUUAAAUUCUAGACUAUUCUACAUAUAUGGCUAAUUCAUAUUAACAAAUUUAAAAUUUUUUUAAAUGCAGUUGAUAUUAAUUGAUGUGUAUAAAAUAGAGAUUUUAAAUUAUAUUAUAGUUUUAAGUUAUUUCAUUGAAAUAAUACUAAACAAYUCAUAAAAACCUCAGUAGCCACAAGAGCAUAUGCUCAUGUUUGAAGAGUAAUUACGUUCAAACUGUAUUUGUUGCCCUGGUGUGGCUUUAUAAAUUCCGACAACUUAGGGCAAGAAAUACACAUAUUAUCGUUCUAAAUUGCAUAUUUCUUUCAAUAGUUGAUUUUCAAAAAGUAGUAUUUUUUUGCAUUUUUUGAAAGUUUAUUUUUUUACAUUUAUAUUUUAGUAGAACGUACAUACAAACAAAUGUAAAACAUAAACUGAUUUAAAUAACGUUAUGUUAAAUAUGAGCCACAAAUAUUGGGAAAAAUAUGUGGCUUUUAGUAGGUCUCUUAUUAAACAGUUAUAUUUUCUGACAACAUCCUGUUUAUGUCGAAUACGUGAUGCAUAAAAGUGUUAAAAAGAGUUUAAAA
Molecule: messenger RNA, 3460 nt
Organism: Bactrocera latifrons
Lineage: Eukaryota; Metazoa; Arthropoda; Insecta; Diptera; Tephritidae
Gene: GlyS
Product: glycogen [starch] synthase
Exons: 10
Coding region: 780-2888 (702 amino acids)
Biological process (GO): glycogen biosynthetic process
Cellular component (GO): cytoplasm
Molecular function (GO): alpha-1,4-glucan glucosyltransferase (UDP-glucose donor) activity
Source: RefSeq, a predicted model, not a curated record